Molecule: messenger RNA, 3081 nt
Organism: Crotalus tigris (Tiger rattlesnake)
Lineage: Eukaryota; Metazoa; Chordata; Lepidosauria; Squamata; Viperidae
Gene: MEIOSIN
Product: meiosis initiator
Exons: 14
Coding region: 24-1793 (589 amino acids)
Molecular function (GO): protein dimerization activity
Source: RefSeq, a predicted model, not a curated record
UGUCCGCCAUAAAGGCAGCGAAGAUGUGGGACCAAAUAGGGUGGGUUUGCUCUGAGGAAAUGCAAGCAAACAGUAACAAUUACAAACAAAAUUGUGAUGACAGAAGGAAACGCAAUAACUACACCAACACACUUAAAGAAUUGGCUCAGAUGUUACCCAUACCACUGCAGACCAGUUGUAAGAGGUUGACAAAGAAAGAAAUCCUGCUCCGAGUCCUUCGUUAUAUUGAACAUCUGCAGACAAGCAUCGAUAGAGCCAGGUCACUGCUCCAAGGUCGUGGCAGGGAGCAAAAAGCAGUUGGAUCUCAGCAGGUGGUGACACCUGCCCUGAAGAGAGAGCGCAGAGAAGUCACACCACGGGCAAAAAAUCCCAAACCCCGGGGCGUCUACAAGAAACCCAGAAAGAGGAGACGGACCCGCAAAUCAGACCGGCGUGGUGGUGUGAACAGGAAAGUGUGCAAGUACCUUGCUCUGGAGGCUGGAAAGGACUCUGUCCAUGCUGUCCCACACCUGGAGGAAGAGAGUCUGCCUGAUGUGGGAGAUGUGUCUUCUAUCCUUUCAUCCUUCCAGAAGCAGUCAACUUCCUUUCCCAAUUUUAAGGGUCCAUUACCAGAUCCUAACCAGCCUGCAAACACUAAUCUUCUGGAUAUUAGCAAAAUUGGACUCCCAUUUGAUCCUACAGGCUGGAAUUUUGAUGGCGACCAGGAAUGUAGGGAUGAGAAUACAUUUUCUAUGUAUUCAGCACAAAUGGCUUACAAUAAACUGCAUCAAUAUAGUGGGGGCCCUGGACACACAUUGGUGAGGCAGGAGCUGGUGCACUAUUAUUCCUCUUGUGAAGAAGAGGAUGAAGAAGAACCCCAAUCCAGUCCUUGGCUGUCCAUCCAGUCCCCUUUGAAGUUCUCCAGUAUGGGAAAUAUGCAGCUAUGUUCCCCUGGGAUUGGAACCCAAAGCCACGGCUGUUCUGAUUUGGGGCUGAGCCCUUCGCUUUUCUCUUCUCCUGCUCGGCUACUCCCCCCACAUAUUCUCCAAGGUGUUCAAGAGGAACUUUCUCCAGUAUUAUUCGAAGAUGUGUAUUUGUCUCCUCAGUCCAGCAGUUUUUCUCAUAAUCCUGCUGGAACACUUUUGAGAAAGUCAGCAUUCACGCUGGAUCACUGUUACCUUUCCUACAAUGAAGCAGAUAAAACCGAGUCCAGCCCCAUGUCAAGAGUGAAUGAAAUAAUAGCCUCGUGGAGUGAACAAAUCAAAGAGUUUCAGGAGGCCCCCCCAGUGAGACCCGAAGGCCCAGCAUCCCCCAGUGAGGAGGACAGCGACAGCACCUGGACCCCCUGCCAGAGGGCGAAGGCGCCGCAGGGACCCCAGCCGAAGAGGCAGAAGAAGCAGAAGCAGAAGAAGAAGAGGGCGGGCAGGAGAGCCCGGCGCCCACCGGCCAGCGGCGAGAAACGCACCCAUGGCUCGCCUCCCCUGCCGCUGAAGAAGAAGUGCGUGAACGGCUUCAUCAUGUUUUGUCGCCUGAACCGCAAGCACUUCAUCCGCACUUGCCCAGGGAUGGCUUCCACUGCAGCUACAAGGGAACUGGCCCAGCUGUGGCGUAUGAUGACAAAGCAGGAGCGGAAGCCAUAUUGCAUGAAAGCUCGCCGAUUCAGCCGCCUCAACAACCGAAUUGUGAGAGACGACUUCUCCAGUGGUGAUGAAGAACCAGAGCCGCCCAAACCCUUCCAUCUGCUGCUUGCUGAGAAAUCCAUUCCCAGCAUCCAGACAGUGGGCAACACCUCUUUGUUAGGCUGUAUUCCAUGAUUCUCCCCCCCCCCCCGGGAUGGUAAUGUAUAUCUGUUCAGUGGGGUCCAGAGUCCUCUCUCUGCUGAUGAAAUUGGAACUUCCCUACCCAUGGUUCUGCAAUAGAGUGUGUGCCUAUCCAUUUUUAGCAAAGCAUCAAGCAAUAGGAGCUUUACUGGUCUUGUUGACAGAGGGAAUGUAGGGCAAUAGAGAAGCAACAAGGAAGGAGAUCAUUUUAACCCGAUGUCUCCCCAAGACAUCAGCUUUCCCCAUCUAUUUUCCUUGUUUAGCCUUAAGUCGUAUUCUACCACCAAUGUUUCAUCUGACGUUAUGUGUUUGGGUUUCCUGAUCAGAAUGAAAACAUAGGUAGAUGGGCUUCCCCCCCCCCCCCAGAUUUCCAGAUGUUCCAGUUACUACUAUAUAGGCUGUUCUACCUGUGUCCAAAGUUGAUCUCUAGUGGUCUUGAACAAAGCAGGAUCAACUGCAGGAAGAAAACAGCAAGAGUAAAAGGAAUCUGUAGCUCUAGAUGACAGGAAAACAUGCCAAGUUUAAGAUUUUAUAUUAAGUUUUAUCCUUGAUCUAAAAGCACAAAACCAUUUGAAAGGAUCUAUUUUAAAAAAUAAUUCUAAUGAACUGGAGACAAAAAACUAAGAUUUAUAUAUAUUGUCUAAGCUUUUAUCUGAUCUUCCUCUCCUACAGCUUUGUGCCAUAGAUGUUCUUAAAGCUACCCCUUAGUUACCAGCAAUUUAGUUCCAUAUUUGGCAAGUACAAAUGGAAUUUUUGAGGUCCAUAUACACUUGCUUUUUUCACACCAAGUUUGAAGCUUUAUUAUAUAGUAUUAUUAUAUAGGUCUCUAGGUGUUUUAAACUUUUAACUGAGGCAAGUCCAUUUCAUAGCUUGCUCUGGAUGGCAUUGAGUUUCCACUGACCUUUUUAGGUGGGCCAGUACUUCAAAAUCCCAAGGAAGGAAUAAUUCUGUAGAUUUGCUUUUGUUCAAGGAGAGUUAGGAAGUUUUAAAGAGACUAAACUGGUUCUGAGCUAAGGAGGGUUAAUGCUUCAUAUUGAGAAGGGAGAAUUUUGUCUGCAGGAAGAGCUUAAAUCAAGCUCUUAUAUUUUUGGUUGGUCUGGAAUUUGUUUCAGCAGAAUGCUGAGUCAUCCCUUUAUUCUUUUUGAUUGUGUCCUCUAUGCACAGAUCAGUUUCUGUUUGAAAUGCUGUUUUAAACUUCAAUGGAUUUUUCCAUUGUUUUUACCUAUUUAUAUAUUUAUUGGUAGUUCCCCCCCCCAAACUCUAUUUAUAAUUAAAAUAAAAU